Molecule: messenger RNA, 2715 nt
Organism: Suillus subaureus
Lineage: Eukaryota; Fungi; Basidiomycota; Agaricomycetes; Boletales; Suillaceae
Exons: 18
Coding region: 1-2715 (904 amino acids)
Biological process (GO): regulatory ncRNA-mediated gene silencing; mRNA catabolic process
Cellular component (GO): RISC complex; cytosol; nucleus
Molecular function (GO): RNA binding; nuclease activity
Source: RefSeq, a predicted model, not a curated record
AUGUCGCUCAAAGCUGUAGCCGUCAUCUCUGGCGACACCCUCGUUUUGCGUGGACGUACAGGACCACAAGGGCAGAGUCCCAAGGAGAGAAUCCUACACCUUGCUGAUGUCGUAGCUCCGAGAAUGGGAAACCAGACUCGAGAGGACGAGCCAUGGGCAUUUGAGUCUCGUGAUUUUCUGCGUGCAUUGGCGGUAGGCAAAGAAAUUGCAUUUACUUCCACACAUAGCUUUCCUUCCAACGACGAUGUCACGCGCGACUCUGGCACUGCUGAAAUCGGAGGUGUGGAUGUUGCCUCUGAGAUGCUGAAGAACGGUUGGGCCAAAGUCAAGGAAUCGAAACGGGACCCCUCGGAAGACGAUAUCCGAAAACGUGACAUCGAAGCUGAAGCGAAGGCGGCAGGAAAGGGCUUAUGGAAUUCUCAUGGUCCGCAGGCCCGCGUCGUGCACCAAACAAUGCCGACUGAUUCGCAAGCGUUUGUUUCGGAGUGGAAGGGGAAGUCCAUUGAUGCACUUGUGGAACAAGUGCGGGAUGGGUCUACUCUCCGGGCCCGACUUCUCAUGCCGGAUGGCGAGCAUCAAAUAGUCAACAUUGCGCUUGCUGGUGUUCGUUGUGCCAGGACAUCCCCAAAACAAGGAGAACCCUCAGAGCCUUGGGCAGAAGAAGCAAAAUUCUUCACAGAGUCCAGGCUACUCCAGCGAUCUGUACGGGUGAUUAUCCUAUCGUUGCCAACUUCGACAGCAACACCGUUCCAAGCUGCAGCUAACAGUGCACCACCUCCACCGGCAUCGAUAUUUAUUGGUUCUGUUCUCCAUCCCGCUGGCAAUGUAGCCGAACAUCUUGUUGCAGCUGGGCUCGCUCGUGUUGUCGAUUGGCACGCCGGUAUGCUGGCUGCAGGAGGAGGCAUGGAGCGCCUACGUGCGGCUGAGAAAGCUGCAAAAGAAAAGCGAGUGUGUCUGUACGCCAAUGUGCCAACUGCCUCUGCAUCGAUUACCCAGUCGAAUGGUACUACUAAUGGGAACGCGCGCGUCUUCGACGGAACUGUCAUUCGGGUAUGGAGUGGCGAUCAAAUAUCUGUCGUCGAUAAGGAGAGCGGCAAGGAGCGCCGGUUGCAGCUCAGCUCAACAAAAGGUCCCAAACUCUCCGACCCUAAGCAGGCUUACUAUGCACAGGAAGCUCGCGAAUUCCUUCGGAAGAAACUUAUUGGCAAGCAUGUCAAAGUUACGGUUGACUUCAUUCGUCCUCGUGACGGCGAAUAUGAGGAGCGCGAAUGUGCCACAGUUAGAUACGGAAACCAAAGCUCCAACAUUGCAGAGCAAUUGGUAGAAAAAGGCCUUGCCUCCGUUGUCCGCCAUCGACGUGAUGAUGAGGAUCGUUCUUCUGACUACGACAAACUGAUGGCUGCGGAACAAGCCGCUGUUACUGAGACCCGUGGUAUCCACUCCGGCAAAGAACAGCCGGCUGUAAAGCCCCCCGUCAACAUUUCAGAGUCUGGUGCACGUGCCACUACUUUCGUCAAUGGCUUCAAGAGGCAAGGGAAGGUAUCCGCUGUUGUCGACUACGUUGCCUCAGGGUCUCGCUUCAAGCUCUUCCUCCCCAAAGAUAACCAGUCGCUCACCUUGGUUCUCAAUGGCAUUCGAGCGCCUCGAACAGCGCGUAAUCCUUCCGAGAGAAGCGAACCAUUUGGUCAGGAAGCUGCAGACUUUGCAACUCGCCGGUACAUGCAACGCGAUGUUGAAUUUGAAGUGGACACCGUCGACAAAUCUGGCGGUUUCAUCGGAACGUUGUGGUCGAAGGGUGAAAAUGUCGCAAUUUCACUAAUCAAGGAGGGCCUUGGGUCUGUACAUUCCUUCUCCGCCGACGGCUUGUCCUGGUCUACACAGUUGUACGCAGCUGAAGCAGAAGCCAAGCAAGCACAAAAAAACUUAUGGGAGAACUAUGAUGAAGAGGCAGAGAAGGCUGCUCAGGCUCCCCCUGCUGAAGAUGAUCCUGGACGUCUAAAGUCGGAAUAUCUGGAUGUCAUUAUCAGCGAUGUCCGGGCAGAAAAUGGCUUCAGUUUCUCAGUACAAAUAUUAAACACUGAGGGCAUCGCAACAUUAGAAAAGCUGAUGCGCGAUUUUUCUCUACACCAUCGCGUCGCACACCUAGCACCAUCGAAUUUCGUGCCGAAGGCAGGAGAUUUGGUGUCUGCCAAGUUUUCGGAUGGGUCAUGGUACCGUGCCAGGAUUCGUCGUGCAUCUCCAAUCAAGAAGGAGGCUGAAGUAACAUUUAUCGACUAUGGAAACCAAGACAGUGUCUCGUUUUCAAAUAUCCGUCCUCUCGAUCCCAAGUUCCGCUCCCUGCCCGGUCAAGCGCAAGAUGCUCGCCUAAGCUUUGUCAGGCUUGUGGCUUCCGAAAGCGAGUAUCACGCAGAUGCUGUUCAGCGCUUCCGUCAAUUGUGCGAGGGUCGCAAACUUGUGGCCAACAUUGACUACAAGGAAGGCGCUACACUUCACCUGCGUCUCAUUGAUCCCAAUGACCCCGUCGCUACGCAAGAUCCUUUAGCUUGCAUUAAUGCUGACCUGCUCCGCGAAGGUCUGGCAUCAAUUGACCGCAAGGGCUGCAAAUAUCUUGGUGCAUACCCACACGUCAUGAGUAAACUGCAAACUGCAGUCGCUGAAGCGAAGCGUGACCGUGCUGGGAUGUUUGAGUUCGGUGAUGUUGAGGAGGACGAGUAA